CAAAAGCUUAGGCUGAUCCAUUGGAUAAGGGGAAAAUCGAAUAAGGUGAAAACCGAAAAGAAAACAAAAGAAAAAUGGCGGCUUUCUCGUCGGCUUCGGUAGCGACGGCGUACUCCUCGCUAAUGGCUUCUCCUCUUCCCGCCUUACGCCCCACCACAAACAAUCACACAACCCUCCUCUUUGCCCACCAAAGAUCCCUCCGUCCUUCACUGUUCUUCAAGAAUCGUUCGAAGCUAUCAUGCAAUUGGAGUUCUCCUACCGCCGUCUACUCGACGGAUCGACCUAGCAUAAGUGGAGUUUGGUCAAUCAGGGAUGAUUUGAUAGCACCUACGUCUCCUUACUUACCGGUGGAAGCGCAAGGCGGUCAGGGUCCACCGCCAAUGGUGCAAGAGAGGUUCCAGAGUGUGAUUAGCCAGCUAUUCCAGCAUAGAAUAAUAAGGUGUGGUGGAGCGGUUGAUGAUGACAUGGCAAACAUUAUAGUUGCGCAACUUCUGUAUCUUGAUGCCGUCGAUCCUAACAAGGACAUUAUUAUGUAUGUGAACUCGCCAGGAGGAUCGGUGACCGCUGGUAUGGCCAUCUUCGACACGAUGCGGCAUAUCCGUCCGGAUGUUUCCACUGUUUGUGUUGGCUUAGCAGCCAGUAUGGGUGCUUUCAUACUAAGUUCAGGCACCAAGGGAAAACGUUUUAGUUUACCAAACUCUAGGAUAAUGAUUCAUCAACCUCUUGGCGGUGCACAAGGAGGGCAAACAGACAUUGACAUACAGGCGAAUGAGAUGUUGCAUCACAAGGCUAACCUGAAUGGAUAUCUAGCAUAUCAUACUGGUCAAAGUCUUGAAAAGAUAAACCAAGACACCGAUCGAGAUUUCUUCAUGAGUGCAAAAGAGGCAAAAGAUUAUGGCCUAAUUGAUGGGGUUAUAAUGAAUCCACUCAAAUCUCUCCAGCCUUUGCCAGCUUCAGAUCAGGAAGGAACAGUUGCAUCAGUGAUCUAGUCGGAUCUUUCAAGUUCAGUCUUAACAAGGUUAAUUUAUUGCUCGUACAAUUACAGUUUUGCCAUAAGGAGCUUUGUAGCUUUCUAGGUUUUUAAAGUUUUGUAAUUGUAAAUUUUGAAGAAUAGUAGUUUGAUAUUGUUCAUUUCCAAGGCAAUAUCUUUCAAGAUUAAAGAGCCAUUAAAUCAUAUAAUUUGGUUCAUUUGGAA
Molecule: messenger RNA, 1195 nt
Organism: Dendrobium catenatum
Lineage: Eukaryota; Viridiplantae; Streptophyta; Magnoliopsida; Asparagales; Orchidaceae
Product: ATP-dependent Clp protease proteolytic subunit 5, chloroplastic-like
Exons: 9
Coding region: 75-989 (304 amino acids)
Biological process (GO): protein quality control for misfolded or incompletely synthesized proteins
Cellular component (GO): endopeptidase Clp complex
Molecular function (GO): ATPase binding; ATP-dependent peptidase activity; serine-type endopeptidase activity
Source: RefSeq, a predicted model, not a curated record